AUGACUAUCAUUGUUCGACCGGCCACCCACGCAGACCUGCCCCAAGUCCGGGAGAUCUUUGAGCACUAUGUCCUAAACACGGUUGUAUCGUUCCUGGUGCAGCGGCCGCCUCCUGAUUACAUCCAAGGCCGGUUUCAAGACAUUACUUCCCGAAACCUCCCGUAUCUGGUGGCCGUCGAUGACGGUGGUCAAGUCCUCGGCUACAGCUAUGUCAGUGCGUUUCGUGGCUACAUGCUGGGCUACGGCCACACUGUUGAAUUGAGUCUAUUUUGUCACCCACAACACAGAAAUAAAGGUGUCGGCAGCCAGUUGCUGCAACAACUCCUCCAGACACUCCGCACCACGAAGCAUGUCACCAAGGAGGUCGGCCAUGAAGACCAUCCAGUCGAGUUCGAGGUCAAGAAACUCCUCGCGAUCAUGGCAGUGGACGAGACUGCACCGAACCAGGGUUUAGCCUUGCGAGACUGGUAUCUGAAAUGGGGGUUUGAAGAGGUGGGAAGGUUGAAGGGGGUAGGAUGGAAACAGGGGCGGAGCAUUGACACCAUCUACCUCGAGCUGCAAUUGCAGUGA
This is a messenger RNA of Capronia epimyces CBS 606.96, 570 nucleotides long. RefSeq lists its product as uncharacterized. The record is from RefSeq and is a predicted model, not a curated record. The transcript is spliced from 2 exons. The coding region runs from base 1 to 570 and encodes 189 amino acids. Gene Ontology annotation, molecular function: acyltransferase activity, transferring groups other than amino-acyl groups. Lineage: Eukaryota; Fungi; Ascomycota; Eurotiomycetes; Chaetothyriales; Herpotrichiellaceae.